Messenger RNA from Patella vulgata (common limpet), 1636 nucleotides. Its product is annotated as D-beta-hydroxybutyrate dehydrogenase. Lineage: Eukaryota; Metazoa; Mollusca; Gastropoda; Patellidae. The record is from RefSeq and is a predicted model, not a curated record. Bases 198 to 983 code for a protein of 261 amino acids. The transcript has 8 exons.
ACAUAUGUGUAUAGUUAAUUUGAUGGUGCUAUAUAUUUACAUCAACAUUUAUAUAGUCUUAUACAGUUACAUACUAACCUGUUUUAUCGACCAAUAUUGACAAUUCACGGUAUAACCAAAGUAUUCUAUUCCUUUAACAGUAACCACUUGUGUUAAUAUGGUAUUAUUAUUAUUAUUCAGUAACCAACUGUGUUAAUAUGGAGUUAUCUGGUAAAGUAGCCGUUGUUAGUGGAUCAACUACAGGAAUAGGAUUGGGUAUCUCACAUCAUCUAGCAGCUAAAGGUUGUUCUGUUGUUAUUACCGGACUGGGUACACAAGAUUUAAUCCAUUCGAUUUUAAAAGAAUUUAGGAGCAAAUACAAUGGUAGAUAUGAAUUUGUUGAAGGUGAUUUGAGAAAAGAAGAUUGUAUUAUAAAUCUCUGUGAGAAGGUUCUUCAACUAUUUCCUGAUGGUGUUGAUAUACUUAUCAAUAACGCUGGUAUACAGCAUGUUUGUAAUGUGGAAGAUUAUCCAGUACAGAAAUGGAAUGACAUGGUGUCUAUUUCAUUAACAGCACCAUUUAUAAUGAUGCGCCAGUUUAUACCAAAGAUGAAAGCCAAAUGUUGGGGGCGUAUCAUUAGUAUAUCGUCACAGAUGGGUCACGUGAGUGCACCAGGUCGAGCACCGUAUUCAGCUGUUAAGUCAGGGAUCAUUGGUCUUACUAAGGGUGUAGCGCUAGAAUUAGCAACACAUGGUGUAACUGUUAAUGCUAUCUGUCCCAGUUUUGCUGACGCACCCAUUUUACAUUCAUUUGUAAAAGAUGAAGCUGAAGAAAAGAACAUUAGUUAUGAAGAUGUAAAGGCCCAGUAUGCAUCCAAGGUACCAACUGGACAGUUAAUUACCAUAGAUCAGAUCAGUGAGAUGGUGUUAUACUUGUGUUCACCAGGAGCCUGUAAUGUCACCGGUACUUCUAUACUGAUAGAUGGUGGAUUUACAGCAAGAUAAACACUAAACUGCAACCUGCUAAAGAUUACAUCAUAUGUUAUACAAAUGCUGGUAUAGGACAUAAAAAACUAAUAAUAGAUAUAUAUGAUUAAAAUCCCCUAUUCGCCACAAAGUGGAGAAAGUGGAGUUUUUAUGAUAAUCCACUGAUCAGGAAUUCUCAUUUAUGAUAUGUUUUCUUUGUUUUAAACAUCUGAUUGAAUGAAAUGUGUGUUGGAGACAUUAUGUGAAUCCACUGCCCAGGCAUCUUUAUACAUGAUUGUGAUAUUUAUAAAUUCAUAAACGGUUUGUAAUAUUUAUUGUAUCUGUUUUAUACAGUAAAAACAAAUGCACACACAUAUGUGGACUACUUGCACUAAAUGGUAGCCAAUCAAAUGCAAGUGAUAAUAUUAAUUAUAUUUGUGAAAAACAUGAAAUGUAUAAGAAUGUCUUCUGUUCAAUGAAAAAAACUAAAAUGAUAAGUUGGAUGGUAAAUGUUACCACUAACAAAUAUCAAGUUGAUGACCUGUAAACUGCUGUCGCUAUAAAUGACAUGUUAUUUAUGAAACAUUCUAAUGAACAAAUAAACGAGAUUAUAGAGUAUUUAUGUAAAAAAUAACUCAGUUUAAUUUGAUUAAACUACGGAAGCUCAAAUACGAACUAUUUUUGUUUAUUUC